AUGCUCAGCCAGGAAAAGUUCAGCACAGAACAGACAUGAGCAAAUAUUUGAACACUCAUCUGACGGUAUGUUUAUUAUAUGAAAAAGUAUAUUGUGGUCAGAUUUUUUUGGCCUUAUCCAGUCGUAGCCCUGCUGCAACCACACUGUUUUUCAGUGCUAAUCUAGGAGAGGCCUUAGCGUUCUUGUUGCUAUUGUCGGAGGCUAAAGGCUCUAUGAGGUGAGGUGGGGCCGCAUUAUGUGGAUGGUAGUCGGCUAUUCUUUGCUUUUGUCUAGGGCUUGCUGAUGGUCAGCAGCAUUCCGGCCUGAUAUCCCUGCUCUCAGCACACACACACACACACCGACCUCACACGUGCAUGUACACACACACACACACACACAGCUGUAGCCAGAAUAUAACAACACGGGGCUGGCUGCCAUCGCACUUGCUUUGGCCUUUGUCUCUUUGGCUAAUACCUCCUGGACCACACACUCAAUUGGUGAUGCACUGAAAUGCACACACACAUAAACGCACAGGAGCUUUACCAGAGCCAUCCAGUACAAACCACUACCAGUGGGCCAGGAUUUAGCAUCAGGCCUGGCUGGCAGAGUGGGGGCAUCUCUACACACUGGGAUGGAACAGACUGUUGUCUUAACCUCGAUCUGACUCGGACAUCGUUAAGAAUGAGCAUGGCCACAACAUAACUGUGUUGAGCCUGGUGUCUUACCUCAGAGAAGGUUCCUGACUCAUGUCUCAUCUCUGCUGUGUGAAGAAGGAUAAAGUGGAUAAAGUCCGGGUGGAGCAGAGCCAUGUUUAAGUACACACCUCCGUGGCAGGUGCUGUGCAACAGCUUGGAUCAUGGUAGUAAGAGGCAAUCAACGUUUGCAUCAGGCUCUUCUCAAGAUGUCCACAAACCGAGGAAAGGGCAAACUCUGAGCCACUUAUAUCCCCCUGCUGCUGCCCCUGUUUCUGUGCACGUUGAGGACUGUUUACCAUCAAGAAACACAAUGGGCAGCACUCCUAAACGGUGGGUCCUGAAGCCUCUGACGCCCAAGCUAGAGAAGUCUGACCUUCGGGCCAUGAUGAGCCCUGGCAGCGAGGCCCAGUCCCCAGACUACCCCUGGAGUGGAGGCCGAGAUGGAGAUUCACCCACAUUCAGCUUUGAUAGCAUAUCAGUGACUCGCCUCCACUCCUCUGUGACCGUGUCGGUUCCUAACGGAGAGGGCGCUAAAGAUGUGGUGGUUCUCGCCAGGCAGGUGGCUGUGUCUGAGGAAGGCAGCACCACUGACGAUGGGCAGCCCAGCGACUUCAGCAGCCCUGGCACUCCCAGUAGCACAGACUCCCGAGUGGGAUUCUACUCCUUUGUAGAAGACCCAACAAGUCCAGAGGCGGAGAAGAACGAGGCCUACAUGGUUUCGCCUGAGAGACAGGCCAAACUGUCCACCCUGCAGCAGAAGAGCAGCUUCAAGCUGCAGACGUAUGUGGAGGAGCGAAGACCUGAGAAGCUGUUUGAAGAGAGUAAUGGAGAGUCCAGUUACAAAGUGGAGAGUGCCUCUACAAUGGACAGCGAUGAGGAGAAACCAGAUCGAAUCGACAUCAUACGGAGUCAAGCGCCCAAAAAAAACCCUGUCUUCAAAGAGCAGUGGAGUUCUCUUGAGAACCUAGAUCUCAGCAAGAAUCCCUAUAGUCUGGUUGAGGGAUUUAGCCUGUGCUAUAGCCCUGUGAGCACUAAAAGUCCCCAGAUUGAAGUAGGUCCUGGCACCAUUGAUAACCAACAGAUUGAUUUUAAUGCAGCACGACAGCAGUUUCUACUAAUGGAGCGUUCAAAGGACAACCCCUUCCGGUACAGUCCUGAGCAAUUGCCACAAUUUUCGAAGCCAUGGGAAAGGUCUUUAUCAGAAGCUGACCUUUUCACAAAAGACGUUAGUAAAAAAAUAGUUAGCCAGAACUCCAAAGAUGAGUCCAGCCAGAAGAGACAAGAUGAGGAAACCAAAACAACAGUGACUGUCUUCGAGGAUCCAGAUGAUAGAACGCAAAAUACCUUGAUAGAUGACCUAGACUCGCUUCCUAAAAGAUUUGGAGACCAAAACAAAGGCUGGACAAAUGACGAAAGCCUGUCUUCCAUCUCAGAGAUGGACAUUAGCUCAACAGUGGCUUGCCUGAUUGAAACACCAAUCGACAGAGAGAUACGGAUAGCUAAAGAACGAGAAGAGGAGUUGCGACGAUCAAGAGGAAUAUUUUGCGAUGACACUUCCGAGAUGGUCGAGAUAAAGAUGAAACCUAUUCUGUCCCAGCCAUCACCGGAGCUAAAGCCUAUCAAAGCCAAAGAAAGCAAUCGUGUAAGUUUCCUCAUUCAACGAGAGAUUGACAGAGCGAAUCGGAGUUCAGGUACUUAUGAAAAGAAGACUCCAACAAGUGAUCUAGUCGAGAAGAGGAAAGCAGUUGCGUCUCAAUCGUACAAGGAACCCAUUAGUCCUGUUACUGUGGAAGACUCUUGGACUGCAGAGCGUCCGGCACUUGUGGAACCGAGAGAUGUUCCAGACUCACAGGAAACUCUUGCACCUUGCUGCCCUCAUCGACACAAAGAUGAGACCCAGAUUCAGAGGGGUCCCACUGCAGGAUUUCAAGAUAGAACUUUCAGAACAACAAAAACCGAGAACUGGGACGUCAGAGUUGCAAAUCAACCAGCUUGGAUGACAACCUAUACAGUAAAAGAGUCUGAGAGAACAAUUUCCCCUAUAAAUUCUCCGUCCUCACCACUGGAACCUGUAAAAAGCGGCAGCAGAUCCAUAGCAGCUAGACGAUCUUACUGGGAGGGAUCAGCUGAGUGGCCCAGAUUGCAAAACGUCUCAGAUAUAAUCCGCAAGGAAAUCGAAGAGGACCUCCGGCGAGAGCAGGAGCUUCAAGAACUACGAGAGCUCGGCAACUUGUCCCUCACAACAGACAACAGAGGCAUCUCUGAGACCACAACCUCGGAAACCAUCCACGAACAAAGUGAUGCUGAGCAGACUUCACUGAACAGUUCACAAGAGAACUUGGUGGAGGUGGAUGAAGUGCUACCAGAAAGAUCUACGGAAAUGCCCACCUACAAUCUGUCCUAUUCUUGGAGUGGAGAUUCUACCCCUACCCGCAUAUCACUGGCAGCAGGCUCUACUACCAGGCUUCCUUCCAUGUUCGUGGUGACAGCCCAGCCUUGGAGCAGCCCAAAACCAGCAUCCCCAGCAGUUCCAAGGGCCGUUCCCACUUUCCUCUCCAGCUCACGACCUGAGGCCUUCUCCACAUCCUCCCAAAAGGGCCUGACUGAGACCUUACUGGAGGACUUUGAGGAAAGACGAGCCAAACUGAAGCUUGAGGAGAGUUCUUAUGCUGGGAUACAGCCUAUUGAUUCCAUCAACAACGAGGUUGUAGAAGCGACUCGUGUGACGCGGCACAAGAACAACAGGGCUCUGCGCUGGGAGGCUGGUGUGUAUGACAAUGAGGACAACUAAGUCUGUUGAGGAGAUGCUGUGAGAGUAGAAACAACGUACGAUGCUAAUGCUAAUGCUAACACACCAACUGCCUCCAUACAUGAUCAACUGGGCAAACUGGGUUGAAAUGCUUUGGAGACACCACCCUAUAGUGACACUCGACCCUGAAGGAAUCAAGGAUUGUGAAGAACAGGGAAAAUGCAGAAAAAUGACAUGAUAUUUUGGCUGUUUCCAGAUUCUAGUGUUCAACUUAGGUGUGCAAGGGAUACUUUUGCUGCAUAUAGUAAAUAUAUUCCCUUGGUGAGCUUUAGCUUCUUUGAACUUUUGGUGCUCUCUCAAAGACUCACUCAACAACCCUUAUUUUGCUGUGCCAGUCUGAGAUGGUUAGCCUAAGCAAAUAUAGGGAAACCCCUUUUUCUUUUCUAUAACAGCAUCAAAUCUGUUCAUCCGUACGCCUAAAAUUUAUGCAAUAAAACAGAUCAGCCUUGUUAAAGUCCUUUUUUCAGGUAGGUAUGUUUUUUAAAACGAUGUUGAGCUCAUUUUAUAGGAGAUUUUGUACCUGUAAAUUGCUUUGUGAUUAGAAGCAAUAUGUAUGCAAUCUAGUAUGCACUAAAAAAAGCAAUGAUAUAAUGAUUGUAAUGCACUGAUUAUUGUGAUAUUAGGUUUUCACCUUAAGAAUGAAACAAUUUUGGACUGCAUACAGUUCAGUACAAACUCUUAUUAUAAUCUUAAGCCCUAUCCAGAUGGGAUUAUUUUCUCAGGGGGACGUCUGUGAAAAAUAUUUCACAUUUCUACCCUGUGUUAAAACUCCUGCAAUUAAAAAACAAGAGGACCAGUGAGCUUUUUGGCUUUCUCGGUCACAUGACAUCGCUUUCAGUAGCUCCUCAAUUUCCACUCGCUGUUGUGUUUAUGUUGAUCUCUGUGGAAACACACGCCUAAAGUGUAAUUACGUUGCGUGGAAGUGGACAAAAAGCUAUUUUAAUAAAGGCAAGGAUACGAAAGGCAGAGAUGUGCGUCCGGACGGGACUAAAAUUACCAGAGGACCUCGGAGUUCAGCAAAAAACAGUAAGUAAUUCAGCCUGUAAUUUUCUCAGAGGACAUCUGAAAAAACACAUUCAUGGUCAGUUCCGACGUGAAUAAAAUCACAGAGGACACUGAUAAAAGAAAAAAUGACCCUAGGACCCCCUGAGAAACUAAUCGCAUCCAGAUAGGGCUUUAGUAUGGAAGGAUUUGUGGAAGCAUGUAGGCACCAUAAACAUUUGUUCCAAAACGUGCCGUCCAGCACCUGGGUAGGUUAAAUAAGCAGAGGAGCUUAUUCUGGUUCCGUUUGUUCCCUUGUUUUCAUUGAAAUCAGAUUAGAGUGUGCAUGGGGUGCAAAAGCACCUGUAUUUCUGUAGCCAGUACCAGUGAAAUAGCACAAGCUGGUUCUUAAACUGGUCCUCAGGGACCUUCAGAUGGCCCAUAUUUUUGGUCUCUAUGUUUUUGAACUCGUUAUCUUGUGGUUUCUGUGGACUGGUUUGAGAACAACUGACUGUUUUUAGAGGAUCAUUUAGUAGAAUCUGCAGUGAAAACAUGCAAUUUACCUGACUGACCACUAGUGGGAGCCAUUAUGUUCCUUUUGAAUGCAGUGAAACUCAGAUCACAGUGCUUUUUUUUUUAUUAAGACUGCUUUUUUAACUCAUCACAACAGUUUGCACAGUAACAAUAAGUGGAGAAAGUGUAUACUGACAGUUCUUUUCAUUGUUAAACAGUGUGCUACAGGCUAUAUUUGUAUUAUGAGAUCUGUCACCAUCUAGUCACGGUAUCAGAAUUAAAAAAGAAAUAAAAUCAAGAUUGAUCAGUUGGAAUGGAACAAAUAGAUAAUAAAUAAAGUUUAAACCUGC
Astyanax mexicanus (Mexican tetra) is the source of this 5327-nucleotide messenger RNA. Its product is annotated as mitotic spindle positioning. Lineage: Eukaryota; Metazoa; Chordata; Actinopteri; Characiformes; Acestrorhamphidae. The record is from RefSeq and is a predicted model, not a curated record. The transcript is spliced from 6 exons. The coding region runs from base 787 to 3465 and encodes 892 amino acids.